UAUGUGUCCGAGCAUGAACUCCCAGUCCCUGACUAUCUCACCGCUCACCAAUGGGCUCUUAUGGAGAAGACUGUUGCCAUCCUCGCCCCCUUUGAGGAACUAACUAAAAAAGUGAGCAGCUACGACGCACUAGCCUCUGAUGUCAUCCCAGCUGUGACUGUGCUAGUGAGACUUCUAAACAGAGAAACAGACGAGGACCACGGCGUCAAGACAAUGAAAGCAACCUUACUGGCAGCUGUCAAGAAGCGCUUCAGUGACGUCGAGACCAACCCACUGUACUUCAUCUCCACCAUACUUGACCCAAGGUAUAAAGAUCGCUUCUUCUCCAACAACACUGCUCCGGAGGCCAAGCUGCACCUGAAGCAGGAGCUGCAGAUGAUGUCCAGAGCUGAGGCAGAGGGGAGUCGGGCAGAAGCUGCAGAACCUCCUGCUAAACUGUUCCUCAAGGCCCAGGCCAGCACUAGCAGCAGUCUGGACACUGUAUUUGAAGAAAUCGCUAAGGAGCAGCCCCAGGCAGCACAGCCGCUGGCAGCAGGUGCUGCCAUUGAGCUCGACACAUACCUCGGAGAGGCCCCAAGCCCUCGUGAUGACAGUCCUCUGAAGUACUGGGGUGUCAACAAAAUCAGGUUCCCCACUUUGGCUAAAAUGGCCCAGAAAUACCUCUCAGCCCCAUGUAGCAGUGUGGAAAGUGAAAGGCUUUUUAGCUCAGUGUCACACAUUAUAGAUGAAAACAGAAACAGGCUGACUGCUGAUAAUGCAGAAAAGCUACUUUUCUUAAAAAAAACCUGCCACUCACUUUUUCUAAAUAGGCUCCAUUAAGUGAGUCGUCUUAGACUUGAUGUUAAUACCUACCUCAGUUGCACUGAUUGCCACAGUUCUAUGUUAGUGGAUGUUGUUAGUUUAUUCAAAUAUUGUGCACUAAAUAGCAAAGAUGUUUAUUAAUGCCCCUUGUGUUGUCCAAAGCGGCAGAGUUUACAACAAACUGAAAAAAAUACUUGAGUUGCACUGUCACUGUUUAAAUUUUUUUUAUAAUUAUUUAUUCUGUAAUAUGUUGCAUACAACAUGCUUUUCAUUUUAAAUAAAUGUUCUUAAUUCCAAACUAGUCCCUUGUUUUUUU
Erpetoichthys calabaricus (reedfish) is the source of this 1117-nucleotide messenger RNA. RefSeq names its product zinc finger BED domain-containing protein 4-like. Bases 61 to 819 code for a protein of 252 amino acids. Gene Ontology annotation, molecular function: protein dimerization activity. Lineage: Eukaryota; Metazoa; Chordata; Cladistia; Polypteriformes; Polypteridae. The record is from RefSeq and is a predicted model, not a curated record. The transcript has 2 exons.